Molecule: messenger RNA, 1632 nt
Organism: Knipowitschia caucasica
Lineage: Eukaryota; Metazoa; Chordata; Actinopteri; Gobiiformes; Gobiidae
Source: the annotation of a GenBank genome assembly
AUGUUGAAAGUACAGCGUGUGGUCAGAGAAGGGAGUAAAGAAACUCUGGCAGUCCAUGGUGUUCCGUCAGUCUGGCAGUCCAUGGUGUUCCGUCAGUGUCUGGCAGUCCAUGGUGUUCCGUCAGUCCGGCAGUCCAUGGUGUUCCGUCAGUCCGGCAGUCCAUGGUGUUCCGUCAGUAUCUGGCAGUCCAUGGUGUUCCGUCAGUAUCUGGCAGUCCAUGGUGUUCCGUCAGUCCGGCAGUCCAUGGUGUUCCGUCAGUCUGGCAGUCCAUGGUGUUCCGUCAGUCUGGCAGUCCAUGGUGUUCCGUCAGUGUCUGGCAGUCCAUGGUGUUCCGUCAGUAUCUGGCAGUCCAUGGUGUUCCGUCAGUCCGGCAGUCCAUGGUGUUCCGUCAGUCUGGCAGUCCAUGGUGUUCCGUCAGUAUCUGGCAGUCCAUGGUGUUCCGUCAGUCUGGCAGUCCAUGGUGUUCCGUCAGUCUGGCAGUCCAUGGUGUUCCGUCAGUGUCUGGCAGUCCAUGGUGUUCCGUCAGUGUCUGGCAGUCCAUGGUGUUCCGUCAGUAUCUGGCAGUCCAUGGUGUUCCGUCAGUCCGGCAGUCCAUGGUGUUCCGUCAGUCCGGCAGUCCAUGGUGUUCCGUCAGUAUCUGGCAGUCCAUGGUGUUCCGUCAGUCUCGCAGUCCAUGGUGUUCCGUCAGUCUGGCAGUCCAUGGUGUUCCGUCAGUCUGGCAGUCCAUGGUGUUCCGUCAGUCUGGCAGUCCAUGGUGUUCCGUCAGUGUCUGGCAGUCCAUGGUGUUCCGUCAGUAUCUGGCAGUCCAUGGUGUUCCGUCAGUGUCUGGCAGUCCAUGGUGUUCCGUCAGUGUCUGGCAGUCCAUGGUGUUCCGUCAGUCUGGCAGUCCAUGGUGUUCUGCCAGUCUGGCAGUCCAUGGUGUUCCGCCAGUCUGGCAGUCCAUGGUGUUCCGCCAGUCUGGCAGUCCAUGGUGUUCCGUCAGUCUGGCAGUCCAUGGUGUUCCGUCAGUGUCUGGCAGUCCAUGGUGUUCCGUCAGUCCGGCAGUCCAUGGUUGUUCCGUCAGUCCGGCAGUCCAUGGUGUUCCGUCAGUCCGGCAGUCCAUGGUGUUCCGUCAGUCUGGCAGUCCAUGGUGUUCCGUCAGUCUGGCAGUCCAUGGUGUUCCGUCAGUGUCUGGCAGUCCAUGGUGUUCCGUCAGUAUCUGGCAGUCCAUGGUGUUCCGUCAGUGUCUGGCAGUCCAUGGUGUUCCGUCAGUGUCUGGCAGUCCAUGGUGUUCCGUCAGUCUGGCAGUCCAUGGUGUUCUGCCAGUCUGGCAGUCCAUGGUGUUCCGCCAGUCUGGCAGUCCAUGGUGUUCCGCCAGUCUGGCAGUCCAUGGUGUUCCGUCAGUCUGGCAGUCCAUGGUGUUCCGUCAGUGUCUGGCAGUCCAUGGUGUUCCGUCAGUCCGGCAGUCCAUGGUGUUCCGUCAGUCCGGCAGUCCAUAGUGUUCCGUCAGUCCGGCAGUCCAUGGUGUUCCGUCAGUCUGGCAGUCCAUGGUGUUCCGUCAGUCUGGCAGUCCAUGGUGUUCCGUCAGUCCGGCAGUCCAUCGUGUUCCGUCAGUCUGGCAGUCCAUGGUGUUCCAGCAGAGCAGAGGUUUAG